Messenger RNA from Momordica charantia (bitter melon), 1409 nucleotides. NCBI's taxonomy places the organism in Eukaryota, Viridiplantae, Streptophyta, Magnoliopsida, Cucurbitales, Cucurbitaceae. The record is from RefSeq and is a predicted model, not a curated record.
UUCGUCCAGUUCAUCAUCUCUCUCUCUCUAUAUAUAUAUAAGCCGUUGGAUCCUUUCUCUCUACUUGUUCUUCCUCUAAUAUCCAUAACAAUCAUAAGGAUAAAAUGAAUUUGAUGCAGAAGAAGCCAUAGAUAAAAUGAUGGAGUCGUCGUGUGUUCCACCGGGGUUUCGGUUUCAUCCGACCGACGAGGAGCUCGUCGGUUACUAUCUCCGGAAGAAGGUAGCUUCCCAAAAGAUUGAUCUUGAUGUCAUCAAAGAUAUAGAUCUCUACAGGAUCGAGCCAUGGGAUCUUCAAGAGAAAUGUUGGAUCGGUUACGAGGAGCAAAACGAGUGGUACUUCUUUAGCCAUAAGGACAAGAAAUACCCGACCGGGACAAGGACGAAUAGGGCAACGUUGGCCGGGUUCUGGAAGGCGACAGGAAGAGACAAAGCGGUUUAUGACAAGAAUAAGCUCAUUGGAAUGAGAAAAACACUCGUGUUCUACCGUGGGCGAGCCCCUAAUGGCCAAAAAACUGAUUGGAUCAUGCAUGAGUACAGAUUAGAAUCCGAUGAGAAUGGCCCUCCUCAGGAGGAAGGAUGGGUGGUGUGUAGGGCAUUCAAGAAGCGAACCACCACCGGGCAGUCGAAGACUGCAGUUGAACGGUGGGAUUCGAGCUAUUUCUACGACGAACCGAGCGGAGUCUGCUCAACCGCGAUCGAUCCGCUAGAGUUCAUCACAAGGCAGCCACCGCCGCUGCAGCCGCAGGGGUUGUUAGAGCAUAACAAUAUCAUGUGUAAGCAAGAGAUGGAAGCUGAGAAUGUGAAGUUUAUGCAGUUAUACAAUUCUGAUCCAUUUGUACAGCUUCCACAGCUUGAGAGCCCCACUCUUCCAUUGGUGAAGAGAUCGAGUUCCAUAUCCUUGCUUUCAGAAAGCAAUGAAGAAGACGAUCAGCCAACCAAAAUUAGGGUAAAUAAUAACAAUAGAAACCCUAAGGUGACAGAUUGGAGGGCUUUGGACAAGUUUGUGGCUUCUCAAUUGAGUCAAGAAGAUGCAUUUGAAGGAGAAGGAGAUUCAAGCUUUGGAGCACAAAACAAUAAUAGUAAUAGUAUUAUUAUUAAUAACAAUCAUAAUUCAGAAGAUAUGGCCAUACUGUUGAUGCAGAAUAAUAGAGGGGAUGAUGAAGAGAGCGGUGGUCUCUAUAAAGGGUUUUUAAGUUCAAACUCGGAGUCUGAUUUUGGAAUUUGCAUAUUUGAGAAAUGAAGAGAGAUGGAGAUCAUAUCAGUGAUUAUUUGUUUGGGAGAGGUCUUAUUGGGAUAAUAUUUUAAUAUAUGUGUUAUUAUGAGGGUUAUUAUGGAUCUUGGGAUCAUAUCUCUAUAAUGUAUUCUUGUAAGAUAUGGUUGUGAAAUGAGUGAAAAAGAAAAACUCUCUU